Thlaspi arvense is the source of this 1974-nucleotide messenger RNA. The record is from the annotation of a GenBank genome assembly. NCBI's taxonomy places the organism in Eukaryota, Viridiplantae, Streptophyta, Magnoliopsida, Brassicales, Brassicaceae.
AUGAGCUCAAUGGUUCGAUCCGGGAUCUGGGUGCUUGCGGUUUUCUCCGUGAUUCAAUCAAGUUUUGGGUUUUACCUUCCAGGGAGCUAUCCUCAUAACUAUCAAGUUGGUGAUUAUCUUAACGUGAAGGUGAACUCUCUUACUUCGUUCGAGACGGAGAUGCCUUUUAGCUAUUAUAGUCUGCCCUUUUGCAAGCCCUCUGAAGGAAUUAAGGAUAGUGCUGAGAAUCUAGGUGAGCUUCUUAUGGGAGAUCGGAUCGAGAACUCUCCUUAUAGGUUUAAAAUGUUUAAGAAUGAGAGUGAGAUCUUUCUAUGUCAGACUGAGAAACUCUCUGGUGAUAGCUUUAAACUGUUGAAGGAGAGGAUCGAUGAGAUGUAUCAAGUUAACCCGAUGCUUGACAAUUUGCCUGCGAAUCGGUACACUAAGAAGGAUGGGUAUGUUCUGAGGUGGACUGGGUAUCCAGUUGGGAUCAAGGUUCAGGAUGUCUACUAUGUGUUCAACCACUUGAAGUUUAAGGUUCUUGUUCAUAAAUAUGAAGAGGCUAAUCUUGCUGGUGUGAUGGGUACUGGGGAUGCAGCUGAGGUGUUUCCGACGGGCGAGAAGAAAAAUCCUGAUGAGCUCGGUUAUAUGGUUGUUGGGUUUGAGGUGGUUCCUUGUAGCUUUGCUCACAAUGUUGACCCGAAGAAGAAACUGGAGAUGUACGAGAGAUACCCAACUCCGAUCAGAUGUGAUUCUACUAGUGUAUCCAUGUCUGUCAAGGAAGGCCAGUCCAUUGUCUUCUCCUAUGAAGUCAGUUUCGAGGAGAGUGACAUCAAGUGGCCAUCGAGGUGGGAUGCAUACUUGAAGAUGGAAGGUUCAAAGGUUCACUGGUUCUCCAUCUUGAACUCACUUAUGGUGAUCACUUUCUUGGCUGGUAUCGUCUUUGUGAUAUUCUUGAGAACUGUUAGGCGGGAUUUGACCACAUAUGAGGAGCUGGACAAGGAGGCUCAGGCUCAGAUGAACCAAGAGCUAUCUGGGUGGAAGCUUGUCGUGGGUGAUGUUUUCCGUGCUCCAUCAAACCCCUCGCUCUUGUGUGUCAUGGUUGGUGAUGGUGUUCAGAUUCUUGGCAUGGCUGUUGUAACUAUCUUGUUUGCUGCUCUUGGGUUCAUGUCACCGGCUUCACGCGGAACACUUAUCACGGGGAUGCUCUUCUUCUACAUGAUUCUUGGCAUUGCAGCUGGUUAUGUCGCUGUUCGUCUCUACAGGACAAUUGGCUGUGGCGAACAGCAUAAAUGGAUGUCUGUUGCAUGGAAAGCUGCUUGCUUUUUCCCGGGUAUUGCGUUUCUGAUCCUUACAACGCUGAACUUUCUUCUAUGGGGUAGCCACAGUACAGGAGCCAUUCCAUUCUCUCUGUUUGUCAUCCUCAUCCUCCUGUGGUUCUGCAUCUCUGUUCCUCUCACUCUUAUCGGCGGUUACUUUGGAGCCAAGGCUCCUCAGAUUGAGUUCCCGGUUCGAACCAACCAGAUUCCCCGAGAAAUCCCAGCUCAGAGAUACCCAUCUUGGCUUCUGGUUCUUGGCGCUGGAACUCUCCCAUUCGGGACUCUCUUCAUCGAGCUUUUCUUCAUCAUGUCCAGCAUCUGGAUUGGCCGUGUCUACUACGUCUUCGGGUUCCUUUUUGUUGUCAUGAUCCUUCUUGUGGUAGUGUGCGCUGAGGUUUCCUUGGUGCUGACAUACAUGCACCUAUGCAUAGAAGACUAUAAAUGGUGGUGGAAAUCCUUCUUUGCAUCAGGAUCCGUUGCAUUGUACAUCUUCAUAUACUCCAUUAAUUACCUCGUCUUCGACCUCCAAAGCUUGAGCGGACCUGUUUCAGCGACUCUUUAUCUUGGCUACUCGCUCUUCAUGGUCUUGGCUAUCAUGCUCGCGACCGGAACUAUUGGUUUCCUCUCUUCUUUCUGGUUCGUGCAUUACUUGUUUUCUUCGGUGAAACUUGACUGA